Messenger RNA from Episyrphus balteatus (marmalade hoverfly), 2191 nucleotides. RefSeq lists its product as uncharacterized. Lineage: Eukaryota; Metazoa; Arthropoda; Insecta; Diptera; Syrphidae. The transcript is spliced from 6 exons. The coding region runs from base 735 to 2063 and encodes 442 amino acids. The record is from RefSeq and is a predicted model, not a curated record.
UUUUAUACUUCUCUGAUAACAUAUUCCUUUUACCGUUUUUCCUUGUGUACAUUAUUUACGAUCAAAACUAAAAAAACGUUUACUAGAGGCUGAGCAAGAGGGAUGUCAUUGCAAAAAAAUUGUGGGUUUGCGUCCCUUUAAUAAUGAAAACAAUUGGCAUACAAUUACAAGUACAAAACCAAAUCCAAUUGUUUUCCAUUUUCCGUGAAAAAUGUGUCGAUUUUAAAACCAAUCCCUUAAUACCCUUGCUCUGUCUAUAAAAUCCUUUUUUUUCCAUAGAUAAAGCAAAAUUUCUUUCAAAUUCAGAAUUCAAAAUUUCUCGGUGGUUGGAAAUAAUAAUUUCAAACUGGUGAUUCCCGGCAGUGCUGCAUCCAAUGAGCCCCGAUAGUGCUGAAAUAAAAAAAAAAUCAUUCUUGCAAAAAAAAAAAAACUCAAAAUCUGAGCAAACAAAAAUAUUUCAGUUGAAAAAUUUUUCGUGUGAAAAUAAUCAUAAUUUAUUCGUCCCAAAAAAUUGAUGUGUAAACAUCGUUAAUUCGGUAUAGCAAACGCAAGAGAAGGAUCUAUGUCAGCUUUUGUUGCGUACCACCUGUAACUAUAAACUAACUAACUAUGCACCUAAUAAAACUUUAAGGAUUCCAACAUCGGGUUCCUGAAGAAACCCUCGAAGAAAAAAUGUUGAACGUUUGAUUAAAGAAUGGGCGCCAGUUGUAUGGCUUGCACCAGAAGAAAAAUUCAUGCCAUUAGGCGUUGAAGAAUUUCUUCGGAAUGUUCAUGCAGUGGAUAAGGGGAAUGAUGAAACUGAAGUCAAAGGAAUGCCAAUCGGAGAUAACUCAAAAAAGGCUUACUUGGUAACAAAUGCUGAAAUAGAUGAACUCUUGGAAAAUGACGGUUCAUUUCUGUAUGGCAAAGAUCCAAAUCAGCAUCAUGUACCGAUUUAUGCUGUCGUUCGAUUAUGUAGCAGCAAUACAGAAACAACAAAAACAACUACAACAACCUCAACAAAUAAGCCAAUCUUGCCAAUACAAAAGCCAAUACCACAACCACAACGAAGAGUCCCCUAUAUUCCAGUAUCGAUGAAUGAAUCUGGAGAAACAAAUAACACUAUUCGACGCUCAUCUAGACUCUUUCCGGGUUUUUCUCGCAAUCGACGAGACACACAAAAAUUCUUUGAAAAAAGAGGACAAUCUCAAGAAAACACAGAAAAAAGUUUUGUUUCGACAUCAUCUCAAAAACCAACAACCGAAACUCAACCAAUUUCUACAGAAAAAGAAGUCAGUGAGUUUAUAGCAAAUCUGGUUGACAAUGUGAAGUUCAAUGGCGAUAGUGGCAUGAAUAAUAAUAUAAAUGAAGACUACAUAGAACCACAGAAAGAGAAGCAAAAUGUUCCAGCAUUUCAUGUGACAUUUUGGAUGUUCUAUCCAUAUAGUCAAGGCAAAACUAUGUGCACUGUAAGUUUGGGAGUUCUAGGGAGCAUCCCAUUUCCAGCUGUUUACGGUUACUGUUUGGGUAAUCGCAAAGACAUUGGUAGUCAUGUUGGAGAUUGGGAACAUAUGAGUUUGUAUUUUGAUGGUACAAAUGCUCAUCCAUAUGAAAUGUAUGUUUCGGCUCAUGAUGCUGGUGCUUACUAUACAUACAAUCAUUUGACUGGGUCUUUUGAGUUUAGAAAACAAGAAACACGAAAAGGAAUUUUGCAGCGACCUAAUUUCCCAAAAACUGUUACAACAUUUGUUAAUCAUCCAGUAUUGUUUGCUGCAAAGGGAUCUCAUGGUUUAUGGACAGCACCAGGAAAACAUAGAUUCGUUAAAGUAGCUCGUCUUUAUGAUGUUAAUGGAUUCGGUACUCCUUGGCAUACAUGGAAAGCAGUAGAUGUUUCUUAUGAAAAUUUAAGAACAGCUCGCUCAUUUGUUCCGAAUUGGCUUAACUUCAAGGGAAAAUGGGGUAAUCCAAAAAGCAAAUGCCAUCCAUUGAGAAGAAUAGGUUUGAAUUUCUGCGAGUACACAGAUGGACCAACCGGAAUACCACUCAAGGAACCCCAUUUUCAAUGUGAUGCACCCAAUGUAUAGUAUAAUAAUUUAAAUUAGAAAAAUUGUAUUCGAAGUAUUCCUUAAAUUAAUUUAUUACUUUAUAUUUAAUGAUUAUUAUAGAAUUUUUUUAAUAAGUUAUUUAUUUACAAGCAAAAAUGAAUAAAAGA